This is a messenger RNA of Amoebophrya sp. A25, 1771 nucleotides long. NCBI's taxonomy places the organism in Eukaryota, Dinophyceae, Syndiniales, Amoebophryaceae. The record is from the annotation of a GenBank genome assembly.
AUGUCGGCAUCAGGCGGCUCGAAGGACAAGGAUGAGGAGGCUGGAAAGAAGGGCGUUCAGUUGUCGGAUGAAGAUAUUCGGGAAUUUAAGGAAAUUUUCAAUCUCGUCGAUGCCGAUGGUUCCGGAGCAAUAUCUACGGACGAGUUGGGCCAGCUUGUCGAAAGCGUGGGUACUCACUUAUUUGAACUGUUCAUAUUGUCGGGAUGAAAAGCCAAACUUGUUUUCUUUUCCAUGAUACAACUUCUAUAUAACGAAUGUUUUUGAUAUGGAGGAAGGGGUUCUUUACGACUGACUUAUCUCGACGAAUAUCUUGACGGAUACGGAUUGGAAGAUACAAGGCAGCAGUACCCUGCUUCCUCAUCGGGAAAAUCAUCCACACCAACACUUUCUCGUCAUGUUUAUGCCCAAAUCAGGUAUGAAAUUGACGCAUUCGGAGCUACAGGAGAUGAUCAAUGAACUGGACAGCGAUCAGUCAGGGGAGAUUGAAAUCGACGAGUUCAUCGCUAUCUUUUAUGGAAGAUGCAAGAUAUUCCUAUUACAUAUUCUAGUCCAUUCAUUGGGGUCCAUGAUACUCCUGUCGAUAAAGUCGUAGAAGACUAAGUACUUACACCAACCAGAAUACACUGAUAACUGAGCAACUGUUUUUGGUUUGAUGGCCUUAAGAGUCUGUUACGCCACGACCUGGUAUGGUGCAUAUCUCUAAACUUCAUGCAAAGACCUGGAGCUGGACUACACCGCAGAGGAGAUACAGAAUUCCUUCAAAAUGUUCUCACGAAAUGCACCGAACGGGUAUAUUCUUCACUUUGAAUUAUAGCAAGUGUUUCUAGAUUGCGAUUCUUGAGAUGGGUGUGGAAAUAUCGAUAGAUCCUUUCGUGUAUGCCACCGAAAGCAAAUACAUUUUUCAACCUGACCCCUAUCUUAAACAAAGUUUCAGGUUAAUCAAGAUGACAGAUUUAGAGGAGGCGCUUAAGGUAUAUCUGCGAGGGGUGAACCAAUCCGAAAUCAAUCAGCUGCUGAAACAGUUUGAGGUACUAAGGUUGGUAGACUUGGAUUUACAAACUUGAUAAUAAUCCUUUUACAUUAUGUUAGCAUUUGCGUGUGGUAUCAACAGUGGCUUGCAAACGAAAAGAAACUGCUUGCAAUCGUAAUCCUUCCGGCUCAAAUUGCGAUAAAAUGCGUCUCAACUUACCUCAGGAUUGCGUUGUUCACUUGUCCCACGUACUCGACGCAAACGGCAUGCCUGUACCUUUCUUCCGGUAUCAAGAUUACAUCAACCUGAUGAUGCGGCGGAAGUGAUCCGAGCGACUCUGUCUGUCGCGACAAAAAAGAUGCCUUCGAAUGUGGCGCACAAAGACACAUAUUACACAAUUGAUCUUAUAACAUAUGCGGUAGUUGACAUAGUUGCUCACAUAAGCUUCUCCUGACACGGAAGGGAAGAUAGGUGUUCGGUCCCGGGCGCUGCAGGCAGACACCUUGCUCUCUGUCCCCAAUAAACCCCGUCCUCAGCAUGGUGCAACGUAACACCUAGUAUCGAUCCCUGAACUGCUUGUCCUAGCGCUCUAGAUUGACGUUGGGCAAUCAUCCCCAUUCCCCCUCACUCACAUUACAUCAAAUGACGCAACAUGAUGAUUCUGAAUCCAGGUGAAACUCCUGCUCUGCAUGAGUCGCAAAGCUGUAAUAGUGACACUCAAUUCGACGUCUCAUGUCUCGAUGAAGAUGAAGAGAUGCAUCCUUUACUCUUCAUGAGUAACAUGCUUAUUGUCAACCUGGU